GCUUUGCCAAAAAGUAAAAACCAACUUGAGAGGUCGUCGCUCCAAGACGCAAGUCACGCAACUAAACCUCAAAAAAACCCUGGGAGCUAGAAAAAGGGGCUGCCAUCAAAAAUCCACGAGCAAAGGAAAAUGGCAAAAGUCGAGAGAUUGGAAGAUUUCGUGGAGGUACAUGGAGUACUCUUGGCGGCUUCUGGGUUGCCGCAGAAACUUUACCAACGCCUCUUCGAUAAACUUGCUUCGGAUACUUUAGAUGGCGGCGCUCACUUUCAGAUCGAGCCCUGCGACGAUGGUCGGCGACGGAAGCUUGUUCUCACCUCCGAAUCUUUGCCUAAAGACUCUGACGUAUUCAUUAUCGAUCACGCCUGGACUUUUCGUCUUCCCGAUGCAUAUAAGCAGCUUCAGGAAAUUCCGGGAUUGGCUGAGAGGAUGGGUUCGUUGAUGUGUGUUGAUAUUGGUUUGGAGGGAAAUGCUGAAGAAGAAGAAGUCGCAGAGAAUCAUGAGGAACUCUCUGUUGAUCAGAUGAUAGAGAAUGAAACUCAUUACGCAUCAGAUAAAGGAUUUGACUCUAUAAGAUGGUUGGAGUUGGAGAGUCUGGGUAUAGAUGAUGGCUCUUUGGAUUUACUGGCCCUUAGUCUUAUUGGGAACAAAAUCGAGAGUGUGGAUUUGGUCAUACAAGAGGUUACAAAGUUUAAGAAUCUGAAGGCUUUGUGGCUGAAUGACAAUCCUGUUCUUCAAAAGAGUGAACGAAUGGCUGACGAAAUACUGCAAGGCUGUCCGAGUCUAGAAAUCUACAACUCGCGUUUUACACCUAAUUACGGUUUGUGGGCACUUGGCUUCUGUGGAGAUAUCUUUGGGAAGGAUAAUCCUGGUUGUGUUGAGCAAGAACAAUCCUUGUGCAAUAUCACCUCACUUGACCUUUCAAACCGGUCAAUAUACAAUCUGAUCAAUAAGGCAUUCUCUGUGCAGGAGAUGCCAUUACUAUCUCAACUGAAUAUCCGUGGAAACCCGUUGGAUCAAAAUUCUGUUGGGGAACUGUUUGAAGUCUUGAAGCUCUUCCCUUCGCUUUCUUCUUUAGAGGUUGACAUACCUGGACCUCUUGGAAACAGUGCUGUAGAGAUUCUUGAAUCUCUCCCAAACCUUUCUUUGUUAAAUGGCGUUGAUACAGCUAAAAUCUUAGAAAACGGAAAGCAUGUAGUUGACUCGUUGCUUCCACCACGCCUUCCUGAGCCAAAUCCGGAGGAUUGUCUUGCUGAUCGUGUUCUUGGAGCAAUGUGGUCUUAUUUGAUGACUUAUCGCCUUGCAGAUGAGGAAAAGAUUGAUGAAACUUCCUUGUGGUAUGUGAUGGAUGAAUUGGGUUCAGCUUUGGGGCAUAGCGAUGAACCCAAUUUCAGAGUGGCUCCUUUCCUUUUCAUGCCGUCCGGGAACUUAGGCUCUGCUGUGAGCUAUUCGAUAAUGUGGCCUAUCAAAACUUCUCAGAGAGGUGAUGAGUGCACUCGUGAUUUUCUCUCUGGUAUCGGGGAGGACAAACAUCGAUCUGCUAGGCUCACGGCCUGGUUUCACACUCCUGAGAACUACUUUAUUCAUGAGUUUGAGAAAUACCAACAAAAACCGAAGGCGAAAGCGCUUGCGUCUUUACCUUUGAAACCUUUUGUUUCCCGAAGCAUACGCCAUAGUGAUGGGUCUCCUUUGCUGGUACACACGGAUCUACCUCAAGUUGAAGAGUUUCUGACACGUCCAGAAUUUGUGUUGACAAAUGAACCAAAAGAGGCGGACAUUAUAUGGACGAGUAUGCAGGUAGACGAGGAGCUGAAAAAGGCGGUGGGGUUAACAGAUGACCAAUACAUAAAUCAGUUUCCCUUUGAGGCUUGUCUUGUUAUGAAGCAUCAUCUUGCAGAGACUAUUCAAAGGGCUUAUGGAUCUCCAGAAUGGUUACAACCUACCUACAAUCUCGAAACACAUCUGACUCAGUUUAUUGGGGAGUAUUGUGUACGCAAACGUGAUCAUUUGAACAAUUUGUGGAUCUUGAAACCAUGGAAUAUGGCACGGACCAUCGACACAAGUAUAACCGAUAACUUAUCUGCUAUCAUCCGAAUGAUGGAAACUGGUCCCAAGAUCUGUCAGAAAUAUAUAGAGCACCCUGCUUUGUUCAAUGGGAAGAAGUUUGAUCUGCGUUACAUUGUCCUACUCCGUAGCAUUGACCCCUUGGAGAUUUACCUGACAGAUAUUUUUUGGGUUAGGUUGUCUAACAAUCCUUAUUCAUUGGAAAAGCACAGUUUCUUUGAAUAUGAAACUCACUUCACUGUCAUGAAUUAUGGUCGGAAGUUGAAUCACAAGCCCACAUUAGAAUUUGUGAGAGAGUUUGAACAAGAACAUAACGUUAAAUGGCUGGAUAUUCAUGAGAAGGUGAAGCAAUUGAUACGUCAAGUGUUUGAGGCGGCAGCUCUCGUGCAUCCGGAGAUGCAAUCAUCCAAAUCUAGGGCUAUUUAUGGAGUAGAUGUAAUGCUAGAUAGCUCCUUCCAGCCAAAAAUCUUGGAGGUUACAUACUGUCCUGACUGCAUGAGAGCUUGCACAUACGACAUGGAAACCAUGAAUGGAAAAGGUGUUGUUAAAGGCAGAGAUUUCUUCAACUAUGUAUUCGGGUGCCUCUUCUUAGACGAGACUGAUCAUGUGACUCCUUUGUGAGCUCAAUAGCCAGAGAAGAUGGAUAGUUUAGUUCGAAACAAGAAGUAUUUUGCAUUUCCAUGUCCUUUUUUAGUUAUGCAUGAGUGUUUCUUUUGUAACCUUUCCCCUUGUGGGUGUUUGCUGAUGGAAAUGCAAUUCUUCGUUACCAGCGCCAUUGUUGAAAUUGGAACCCGAAUAUGCGUUUCGCAACUAAGUGGGGUUGAUGCAAUCAAAUUAUUAAAUUUAUUUAGUACGUUCAAUGUUUCUCGGUUA
This is a messenger RNA of Thlaspi arvense, 2934 nucleotides long. The record is from the annotation of a GenBank genome assembly. NCBI's taxonomy places the organism in Eukaryota, Viridiplantae, Streptophyta, Magnoliopsida, Brassicales, Brassicaceae.